Messenger RNA from Lactuca sativa (garden lettuce), 2951 nucleotides. Its product is annotated as disease resistance protein Roq1-like. Lineage: Eukaryota; Viridiplantae; Streptophyta; Magnoliopsida; Asterales; Asteraceae. Gene Ontology annotation, biological process: signal transduction; defense response. The record is from RefSeq and is a predicted model, not a curated record. Gene Ontology annotation, molecular function: ADP binding; metal ion binding.
UUGGAAUUCUUUUGGAAACUCAAAUCUCUCUCUCUCUCUCUCUCUCUCUCUCCAUAUGUGUGUGUGUGUGUGUUUGUAUAUAUUAUAGCUAUCUCAACAAGUCAACAUGUCAAGUGGUGAGAUAUUUCUUGAGCUUUCAUUAAUUGGAAAUUUCUUGGAAACUCAUCUCUCUCUCUUUCUACAGACAUAGUUUGUUUCAUUGAGGUGCUGGAACUGCAUACAUUCUCUCACAACAAAUCAACAUACCAAUGGCAUCUUCAUCAUCAUCUCCGGCCUUUUCUUCUCAAUCAUGGAAUCAUGAUGUUUUCCUAAGUUUUAGAGGAGAAGAUACUCGCAAGACGUUUGUGGAUCAUCUCUACACAACUCUUGUACAAAAAGGGAUAUACACUUACAAAGAUGACGAGACACUUCCUCGGGGCGAAUUGAUCAAUCCAUCUCUUAUGAAGGCUAUAGAAGAGUCACAGAUUGGCAUCAUCAUAUUCUCUGAAAACUAUGCAGAUUCUUCAUGGUGCUUAGAUGAACUUGCACAUAUCAAGAAAUGCAAAGAUACGAGAGGCCAAAUAGUUAUACCCAUAUUUUAUGGCGUUGAUCCAUCUGAAGUUCGAAAACAGAAACUAAAAUAUGGAGAAGCAUUUGUUAAGCAUGAGUUGGAGAACAAAACCAAGGUUGAAUCAUGGAGAAAAGCACUUGUGGAUGCAAGUAACAUUUCUGGAUGGGAACCAAAGCACAUUGCCAACGGGCAUGAAUCAAAGGUUAUCAUAGAAAUUGUUGAAAAAUUUUCACAGAGGUUGCAGCUAGUAAGUCCAAGCGCAAAUGCCAACCUUAUUGGAAUAGCAUCUCGUGUGCAAAGUUUGAAAUUGAAGUUACAAAUCGGUUCAGGUGGUGUGCGGAUGAUUGGAAUAUGGGGGGUUGGAGGUGGUGGUAAGACUACUCUUGCAUCUUCUGUUUAUGAGGAAAUAUCUAGAAAGUUUGAUGGUUGUUGCUUUCUAGAAAAUAUCCGGGAGGAAUCAAGUAAGAAAGGGUUAGAAGAAUUGCAACAAAAAAUUCUUUAUGGUGUUUUGAGAGAGAAGAUAGUGCAGGUAGAGAGAGUUGAGGAAGGAAAACACAUGAUAAAACAUAGGUUAUGCUGUAGAAAGGUGCUGAUUGUUCUUGAUGAUGUUGAUCAGCUUGACCAAUUAAAAGCUUUAGCUGGAUCACAUGAUUGGUUCGGUGAAGGAAGCCGAAUAAUAAUCACAACAAGAGAUGUACAUGUAAUAUCAACUACUGCGCCCAGAGUAGAUGAGAUACACAAUAUUAGCUUGUUAAACGAUGAUGAGGCUAUGGAGCUCUUUUGCAAGCAUGCACCAUGUGGUCACAAACAUAAAAAAGAUUAUGAGCUGCUUUCAAAAAGUGUGGUUUCUUAUGCUGGUGGACUCCCAUUAGCACUUACAGUUCUUGGUUGUUUUCUAUGUGGAAAAGACAUUAAUGAGUGGAGGAGUGCAAUAGCCAGAUUGAAAGAGAUCCCAGAUACAAAUAUUGUGGAAAAGCUACAGAUCAGCUUUGAUGGACUUACACCGGUUGAGAAAGAGUUGUUUCUUGAUAUUGCAUGCUUCUUCAGAGGUCGGUAUAAAAAUGAAGGGAUAAUGGCAAUGCUUGAUGCUUGUGGUUUUUACCCUGUUAUAGGCAUAAAGGUGUUGUUAGAAAAGGCGCUCAUAACAAUUUCAGAUGGAAGGUUUGAUAUGCAUGAUCUGUUGCAAGAAAUGGGACGCUACAUUGUUAGAGGGGAACACCCUGAGAAUCCAGAAAAACAUAGUAGAGUUUGGAAGAAGGAAGAUGUUCUAAAAAUUUGUGCUAUGGAUGCGACGAAGGAACUUGACAUGGUUAAAGCAGUAAGAUUUGAAUGCAAUAGCUAUGAUCUAGUAGAACUUCCUUCGGUUGCAAACCUGAAAAACCUCCGGUGGAUUGAUUGGAGAGGUGAUCUUGCAAGUCCAUUUCCUACUAACUUUCCACCAAAGAACCUUUGUUGUCUGAUAUUGGAUGACAUCUCGCAGAAACGACUUUGGAGGGGUUAUAAGCAUCUUCCAAAUCUGAAGAUCUUGGAACUUGUUAGAUUGAAUAAACUAAUCAUGACACCAGAUUUUGAUAGAAUUCCAAAUCUUGAAAGACUCAUUCUUCGUGGAUGCCAGCGUUUAAAAAAGAUUCAUCCAUCGAUUGGAAACUUGGAAAGGCUCAUUUUCCUAUGUAUAGAGUUUUGUUCUGGUCUUAAGAUAUUUCCACCAAUUAAGCGACUAAGGAAACUCGAGACCCUUUCAUUAUCAGAUUGCCCCAAACUUUUUAAGCUCUUGGGGAUCCAACAGAAAAUGAACGGUCUACUGCAUCUUCAUUCGAAUAUUAGUGGGAAAGAAGUUGCAUCCUACAAAAAGUAUUCUUCAAACUUUGUCGUUACUUGUUGGACGUGUGGUGACACAAAAAUUAGAAACCCAGUAGAGGACCUGAUUGAUGUAGAAGAAUGUUGUUUAGAGGAGCCUUGUUUACCUCGCAACAACAAUACAGUGUUACGGUUUUUUCCCAGAGGGUUAAGAAAGUUAAAUCUCCGGUACUGCAAUCUGGGAGAUAAAGACAUUGAGUCUGCUGUUUGGGAGUUUCCCAACUUGGAAGAACUCAAUCUAAAAGGAAAUCAUUUUUCACGACUAAGUUUUAGUCGAUGGCGACUUCCUCAGCUCAAAUGGCUGGACGUGUCAUGGUGCCAAUUACUUGUAGAAUUGUGGGAUCUGCCAUCAAGUAUAGCUGUUGUUAUAGCGGAUUAUUGUUUCUCACUUGAAAGCUUCGGAGAUAUUUCAAACUGUAAGUGGUUGUGGAAAGUCUCAUUGUGUGGGGGCAACAAACUUGGUCCACUUGUUGGUGACAUAUUACUAGACUCCAUGCUCCAGGUUUACUUUACCUUUACGUUUGGAAUUUCACUCUUUAUAUAA